Messenger RNA from Doryrhamphus excisus (bluestripe pipefish), 6555 nucleotides. RefSeq names its product cyclin-dependent kinase 5 activator 1-like. Gene Ontology annotation, molecular function: cyclin-dependent protein serine/threonine kinase activator activity; protein kinase binding. Gene Ontology annotation, biological process: axon guidance; brain development. The record is from RefSeq and is a predicted model, not a curated record. Lineage: Eukaryota; Metazoa; Chordata; Actinopteri; Syngnathiformes; Syngnathidae. Gene Ontology annotation, cellular component: cytoplasm; growth cone; protein kinase 5 complex.
CACCCGCAUCAAAGCAGCGCCUCUCUCUCUCUUUUCUCGCAGGUUUGCAUUGCCAAGGGUAUAAGCCGAUGUCUAUUUUUGGAAACUGUAGUGGCCAUUUUCUCCUGCUUUCUUUGUGUUUGGUGCAUUUUUUGUUUUGUUUUUACAUUUUAUUUUAAGGAUUAUACGUCGUGCUGUAUGCGGCCAAUGUGAGCAUCUCUGUGGCCGUGUAGAUUUUGGAAUGGAAGACACCUUCCGGCUGCACAUUUCGCAUUUUCGAAUCGCAUUUUAAUCCCACAUGAACACUCCAGUGUCUGAAAUGAAGAUUGAGAGGAAGCUUUAGCCCACGGGGGACGAGAUAACAAUCGGGCCUGCAGCGUGGGGGCUUAUCACGGACCGGUGUUGCGUGCAAACCGAACCGAAGACCUGGAAUUCGACUGCAUUUUUUUUUUUUGCUGCAAGGUGUUCAUCGUCUGCAUGGAUACCACAAGGAGAGUCGACUAGUUGUCAGAUUCACAGAGGUGAGACAUUUUGGUCCGGUUCCAAUAACGGAGCUUUCCUCCCACUGGUCCCAAUCAUCCGUCCUCUGUCGCUCCGCUGACCCUCAGCAGGCAUUAUGGGUACAGUGCUGUCCCUCUCUCCCAGCUACCGCAAGGCCGCCCUGUUUGAGGACGGCCCUGCCACAGUGGGUCACUACACGGCCGUCCAGAACAGCAAGAAUGCCAAGGAUGCCGCCGCAGCUGCUGCGAAGUCCCUCAAACGUCCCUCCAUCAUCAGUGUGCUGCCGUGGAAACGUAUAGUGGCUGUGUCAGCAAAGAGGAAGGGCUCCAAAAAGCUGCAGUCUGACAGCGGAGAUGGCGGGAAAGGAUGCUCGCCCGACGCGGACGCCGUCAUCACCUCUAGUUCGGCUUCCAACAGCUUGAAGCUGAAAAAGUCGCAGUCCUGUGCAAACCUUUCCUCUUACGCUUCCUGUCAGGAUCCCUCGACCACCACCACGACUACCUCUUCCCACCUCCCCACCUCCAAGACCCUGAUUAAUGUAGCAACAGUAGCUGCCAAAAAGAAUUCCCUAACAGGCUCCGGGAUCCAACCUUCGACUGCAGUUGGCACACCAAAGCGUGUUAUUGUUCAGGCCUCCACCAGCGAGUUGAUGCGCAGCCUCGGUGAAUUCCUAUGCCGCCGUUGCUACCGACUGAAGCGUCUCUCCCCGACCGAUCCGGUCCUGUGGCUACGCAGCGUGGACCGCUCCCUCCUCCUUCAGGGCUGGCAGGAUCAAGGCUUCAUCACCCCGGCCAAUGUGGUCUUCCUCUACAUGCUGUGCCGCGACGUGGUCUCCGCCGAGGUGGCCUCGGAGCGCGAGCUGCAGGCGUCGCUGCUCACAUGUCUCUAUCUCUCUUACUCCUACAUGGGCAAUGAGAUCUCCUACCCAUUGAAGCCCUUCUUGGUCGAGGCUGAGAAGGAGGCAUUCUGGGACCGCUGCCUGGAGAUCAUCAACCGCAUGAGCGGCAAGAUGCUCCAGAUUAACACCGACCCGCACUUCUUCACCCAGGUGUUUGCUGACCUGAAGAAUGAGAGCAAGAAAGAAGAGGAGAAGACCAAACUCUUUAUAGGCCUUGACCGAUAAAAGGAGGUGGGAGGUGGGAAGAAAAUGAAAGGAGGGUGUUAAUAUGUCAUGGACAGGUGGACUACUGUACUGCAGUGUACUUUAAAACAGUGGUGUUGUCUGGCGUCUCUAAUGUUUUAUACUUGUCUUAUUUCGGACAACAAGGGAACAGAAAGUCAGUUAUUAUCUGCUAAGUGGAUUUAAUUAGUCUGUGCCCGACAAAGCUAAAAUCCUACUAGGUCAUGGGGUCCAAACACGACAUCACCUCUUAGCUUUGUUUUAUAAUAAAAAUAGUGUAAUAUCGAAUAAUAAAUCUCAUUAAUAAUGGCUUUUAUGUUUAGAAUUUGGUCACCCCUGAACUAAGUGAUAACAUUAAAUAAUAAGGGCAUGCCCAAGCUUGUGACCUAUGUGUUGCAUCAGUGAGGUAAGAAUUGUCAGUCCUGUUGAAGUGGUAGUGAUAGUUUUUUUUUGUGACUGAAAGAUUAGAAACACCAGACAACAUGCAGUUAUAUAAGUAAAGCUGAGUAGUAUACGUAAUCAUAAAGUUACAGGAUACUGAUACCACGUUGCAUGAGGUCACUAAGUCAUCAGUCACCGGACAUGACCGCUUGCUUAUUGCCAACUCCAAUUAACCUUUUCCCUAUUCUCAUAAGCUUAUUGCACUCAUCGGCACUCUGCAAGCUCUGAGGUGUUGAAAACAUACGAUACAAAUAUAUUAGUGGGCUCAUUUUUAAUGAUGUUCUUAUGUAGGAGCUGCUUGGAAUUGUCAUUAUCAGUGGAACUCGUUUACGUCAGUCCCUGUUUAUGUCACCCAAACCAACCAAAUCAUCAAGUCCUGAUGCAUCGUGUUUUUAUUACUAAAAAGUGCCCACUUAAGUUGACGUUGACAUACAUUGUUGAUGUAAAAUUUGAGAUCCAAAGGAGUUAUUUAUAUGAUAAAUGGUUGUGCAAGCAAUGGUUAGUUUCGAUUUCAUUUCAUUGUCAGUCUACCAUGAUGUAGACAUAAACAAGUUCCACUGUAUUAUCAUCGAACAGACCCAUCAGUAAAUCGUAUACAAAAACAUACUGCUUAUCCUCAAUGGGGAUUUAUAUAAUAACUCCCCAUUCUCCUGCACUUUUUUCCCCGAGGUCAGGGUUGUCCAAAGUUUGGCCUGGUGGCCAGUUCUAUCCCGCUGAUAAAAUUCAUUCGGACAUUCCACAGGAAUGGCGAAAAUCCCCCUGAAAAUGGUCGGCUACCAGAAUGUCUUGAUGAUUUUUGUGCGUUACUCCUGCCACUCUUCAGCGGGGGGUGUAACUGAGCAGGGUUCAGGAUGGGAGGUGUUGUCGGAUCAGGUCAAGGGACCCCUAAUGUACAGAAUGAAAAUGUUUGCCCGGAUACACACAUUGUUGGUUUUAGCUUUAACCUUAACAUCCUCUCCGGUUAUGCCAGAGUCAGGCCGUCAAAAUAAAUUUUCCCUUAUUUUUCCAAUGCAAAUAUUGCAUCAACUGCCUCAAUUCUUGCUUGAGUUAACACACAGUGGAAAAACUUUGGACACCCCUGCCCAAGAUCUAUAAUGGUGCUGUCUUAAAUGACAACAAGAACAAAAUUUAAACUUUUUUAGAACAGUGUGAAAGUACAAAAGAAAGCAAACCACGAUGGGAGCAUCACUUAAAAUGAGGAUGUGGCAUCACACUGGCACAAAGUGCUGCCACCAUUUUAUCAUUUGACAUCCAUUCUACAUAUUUCUCCCCUUUACUGGUCUCAUAGACUGUAUAAAUACUGAUGCAGAUUCAAUUCUAACGUUUGUGUUAUGAAUGAGGGUGUGGAUCGGAAGAUAACGUUGACUUCUCUGGAAUGAAAGUGUUUUGGAGUGUGGAUUUUGUCAUGGAGAGAUUGUAGUUUACCCCAAAUGUGAAUGAAGUCAAUGCGCUAAAGUUCUUCUAAACCAAACUCCUUCAUGGACCUUGCUUUGUGACGCACAGUCAGUCAAGUUGGAAGCAUACAAAUGCCUUUUGUAUGCAUCUUGACCUGCAUCAAGCGCCCUUUUAUACAGUCUAUGCUCCUCGUGGCAGCAGACAAACACCGCAGUUCACAACUUCAUUCAUCCAGCAAAUUGCAUGUGUGCUUUUAUAGCUUGAUAGGCAUGCUGCUUUUUGGCUAGGCGCUAUACUUUACAAGAAAGACUGGGUACAAGUGCAGAGAGGUCGAUUCCUGUAUACAAAGACUCACUCUUGAAGGAAAAGUGUGAAAAGGUAGUCAAUGCUAUGCACAUAUCAAUAAGCAUUGACUGUUAAGGGCAUCUUGGUCACAUUGUAAUAACAGAAUACUACACUUCAAAAUCUACAAUUAACAUAAAUUGUUUUAAUUCACUGAAAGGAAACUGUAAUGAAAUUCUAUGCUGAAUACAUAUUCAAUCAUAAUAUAAUAGAGAAAUACAGUGGAACCCGCUUAAGUCGGUCAGCCAAUUCAUCAAGUCCUGGUCCACCGUCUUCCUAUUGGGGAUAUUUCUAAGAAUAAACGGUCCGUUUAUGUCGACAUGCAUUGUAGUAUUGUUUACUUACCAGUGUGAAACCACCACAACGUAACUACUGCCUAGUUACACAGUAUUAAAACAUACACACCGUGACUUCCUGUUCAGUGCAAAGUCGGCUUUAAAAUAACAGCUUGGCAGCAUUAACCUGGAUUCUACUACAGUAACUAACAAAACACAGCCUUUUUAUUUCAUUUUAUAGGAUUGUCAAUGUAGUCAAGACAUACAAUGAAGUUAAUGCAGCAGCUGUGUUACAUAUGAGUAUAAAGUAUCAUAUCAAAAUGCAAGAAUCUAAAUAAAAUAUGCACAAAUGGAGGAAAAACUGUGCUAAAAAUACUUUACUCUAUUUUCUGGAUCUGACUUUUUUUCAUGGUUUGGCUGGUCCUGGGACUUAUACUCCAGAGCGACUUGUGUAUGUAAAUCAUAUGGUGCAGAUUACAAGCUGCAAGUAAACUCAUUAUGUUGUGUUGUUUAAGCUAUAGUUAUCUGAAUAACUGUCAAUAUGUUACAUUAACGGCUGCAUGUUGGACGAGUGGUUAGCGCUCAGACCACACAGCUGGGAGACCCGUGAGUGGGUUUUCUCCACAUUCCAAAAACAUGCUAGGUUAAUUGGCGACUCCAAAUUGUCCAUAGGUAUGAAUGUGAGUGUGAAUGGUUGUUUGUCUAUAUGUGCCCUGUGAUUGGCUGGCCACCAGUCCAAGGCGUACCCCACCUCUCGCCCGAAGACAGCUGGGAUAGGCUCCAGCAUGCCCGUGACCCUUGUGAGGAUAAGCGGUACAAAAAAUGGAUGGAUGUUACGUUAACAUACAGCCUAUAGACGUUAUGUCAACAGACGCCUAUUUUAUUAGUAGUAGUAUAACUUGCCUUACAAGAUGAAAUGUCGGUUCUUGGUUCUUGGUUCUAAAAUACAUAUCCCCACAAAAUAUGGUCCAGUGCGACUUAUAGUCCGGAAAAUACAGUAAAUGUGUUUAGUUUAGAUUUCAAUUUCAGUCGAGUUGACCAUAAACGGGUUUCACUGUAUCAGCUAAUUUAGAGAUACUGUGAAAGAAAAUACAGAAGAGCAGUUUCCUUUUUGAAGAAAGUGUCGGUUUAACCGUCAAAUCCAAAACACCAAAACCCGGAAACAUCGACAUUUGGAGCAUUCUACUUUGAGAUUAGUCUGCACACAGGGACACAGGGAAUUCCAAUGACUAAAACACCAUAAAAUGCCAUGCCUAUGUAUGGUUGUUGAUGUUUGAACUCUUGUUUUUCGUUCUGGUGGUAAUAAUGUAGCCCGAAUCCAGAAUCUGACCUCACAAUUCAUGUUAUGCAUAUGAAUAAUGAUACACGUGUUUUUAUGUUGUUUUCUGUUUCUGCUGGAUUGAAUAGACUAAUAGUAGCAUUUCUCUAAAGGACAGUUGCUUAGGUGAUAUUAUAUAUACCGGUACUUGGUUUGGUUGCAAUUACACAACAUAAUUUCAGGUUUGAAUAUUCCUAAUACAGUCACUUCAUUGACACUCAAGUGAAUAAUACCAUUUAUUUAUAUUUCACUUCAUUUCUUAACUGUCAGUAUUCUAGGUAGCUACUAGCCGAACAAAUAGGCAGAUAUAAUACAAGCUUUAUGAGUUGUGUGAAAGCACAUACAGUGGUUUAAGUCUAACAAAAUUGCAUAUCUUUUUUUAAAUCGGACACUAAGCUCACGCUGUAGCUUAUUGAUAUGCUGAAACACUUACUUUUAUUGUUUGUGCAUGUGAAAAGGCUUCUUACUGGGAUGUUUUUCCAGUAUUAAAUGUUUAAGCUGCUGCAAAUGGUGCAGCUACCAAACCCAAUUACUGUAAGAGCAAGACAUGACAGUCAGUAUUAGGCUGGAAUCUUUUCUAAGCUGUGUGGGCUGGAUCACGUAAUAUUUAUUAUCAUAGAGCAGAUGAACACUGUAAUGAAUUCUCUAGUCUUUUUAUAUUUGGACAGGUGAAUUGUCAACCAUACGGUGUAUUUUAGAGGCAGUUUUCACCCACUGUCCGUGUUCUUCAUCACAGAAUUGCAUUGGGACUAUUUUGUGGCAUGCGGAUUUUCCAGAAAGAAGAGCGGGUGAUGAUGUGUUUGUGAUGAAUGUUGUUGGAAUUCUUCACAAAUGGAUUCCGCCCGCUUCAAUGAAGAAAUGUGACAAGGAGAGGCAGCAUUUUAAAGACCUUCUGAGAGAACUUUGAAUCCUUCCAAUCAUCUCUCAUCAACUAUGUGCCAUAUUUGCAACGCGUACAAGACAAAAACUAUCGUGUAAUAUAAUUAUUCUCGCAUUAUUAUGUUUUUUUUUUCAUUCGUGAAACAUACUGUGUAACAAGAAUCUUUGUUGAAACUGAAAUCUACUAGUGUUGAUAGAAUACUGAUGCUGCAGUCUGUUACUAUGUGGAUGUAUGAAUAUGUAUGCAAGAAAGAACAAGUCGAUCAGCUGUUACAGGUACUUUGUAUUAAAACAUUUACAAGCAA